CUAUCGCUAUCGCCCGAAAAAGUUUCCAAUCGGGGCCGGUCCCCGGCAGCAGCUCACGUGAGAUGCCGGCCAGCAACUGAACGAAAGGUACCUGGAGUUUGGACCAGUGAGGAGCGAGUGUUUGCCAGACGGGAGCUAGCACAAGAUCGGACUAGUCUGUGCUUAUCCGGCAGGCAAAUGUGGGGAAGAUGCGGGUGCCCAGACCCCAAGCGGCGGGCGGUGACAAGCUGCACGAAAAAAAAAUCCAAUUGAAGCAGCUCGAUGUGGGGUUUGCGCCUACGCGACAGCAGUUUCAGUGUUGACUUGGAGACCGCGCUGAUUGACCAAAAAACACCCAUUGCCAAAACUUUGCGACAAGGACAACAGCGACCAGAGAGACUCUCACAACAAUAGUACUCGUCGCUCCAGCCCUAGCUUCCUAUUGUUCGCUCGCUUCAAUAGCCUUCGAGUCACUUGUCCCAAUUCUCAAUUCCCACGGUACUCUCAAUCCAUCACCUUCACAUCACAUCGCAACCAUGAGCGACGCUGCUGUCAACCAGCCCGAGGUGGCCGCUGCCGCCACCGAAACCCCCGCCGUUGAGCAGACCACCGCUGCCCCUGUGGCCGAGGUCGAGAUGGCCGAUGCUGCCCCAACUGAGGCUGCCGCUGAGAAGUCGGAGGAGAAGGCCGAGGAGAGGACCAAGGAGCAGACUGGUGCCACCAAGCCGCUUCCAAUGCUCAAGACCACGGCUAAGAUCGACACCAACUACAAGAACAACAGAAAGUACGAUCCUUCUACUCAGGAAGUCACCGACGACCCCGUCCAGAUUCGCGCUCAGGUUGAGUUUUGGUUCAAUGACAGCAACCUUCCCGGCGACAAGCACAUGUGGGAACAGACCGGUGGUCCCGAGAACAAGCCCGUUUCCCUCAAGCACAUUUGCAACUUCAAGCGCAUGCAGCGCUUCCAGCCCUACAGUGCCGUCGUGGCUGCUCUUCGCGACAGCACCCUUCUCGAGGUCUCCGGCGAAGAAGGCGAGGAAGUCAUCAAACGCAAGGUUCCCUAUGUUCUCUCCACGCUCUCGCCACAGGAACGCCAAGCCAGAAGCGUCUACGUCAAGGGCUUUGGCGACGAGCACGGUUCCAGCCAGUUUGAGAUUGAGCAAUUCUUUUCCCAGUUUGGCAAGGUUCAGCACCUUAAGCUCCGCCGCACCAACGAGAACCUCUUCAAGGGGUCCGUGUUCGUUGAAUUUGAUUCGGAGGAGACUGCCGACGCCUUCGUCAACAAGGAGCCUGCCGCAACGUGGAAAGACCAUGAGCUAUUGAUCAUGAAAAAGGGCGAGUAUUGUGAGAUGAAGGCGAAAGAGAUCAAGGAGGGCAAGAUCCAAGCAUCAAACUCCCGCAAGUCCACCUUCUGGGAGGGUAAGGAAAAGACCUCGACCCGUGGCGGUCGCGGUGGCGCUCGUGGUGGCCACGGUGGCCGUGACAACCGCAAUGGCGACAACAAUGAGGAUAAAAAGAAUGGUUUCAAGGGUGGUCGUGGUGGGCGUGGCGGGCGUGGCGGGCGUGGCAGGGGAGGUCGCGGUGGCCGUGGUGGCAGCAGGGAUAAUAAUAAGGGACAGGAUGGGAAGAGGGAAGAGAAAAAGCCCGCCGUUAAUGACGGCGAGAUGCCUACCAUUCAGGCCACGAACGAAAAGGGCGAGGUCGUCGUCAAGCCUGCCGAGGCCAAUGGCAAGCGCACCCGCGAGAACGACGAGGCGGCUGCUCCCCCGGCUAAGAAGGUCGACACCAAGACCGAAACUGCCGCCGCGCAAUAAAGGAGAGAGGGAGAUUUACGACUCGAUGUGGAGAUUUUUUGCAGCAUCAAGGAUAAAAAAAGGUACAUUUCAUUCAGGCCAUCGACACCACAUUUGCAUCUUCCCUUUUGGCGGACAGAUUGGGGACUGUCAAAGAUAUCCGGAUGCUUUGCGUUGUAAAAUUAGAGAUUACUCUGGGCUGGCGUUUUAGGGCGGGUCACGUUGGGGGCUCUGGUUCUUUUUU
Molecule: messenger RNA, 2016 nt
Organism: Podospora pseudopauciseta
Lineage: Eukaryota; Fungi; Ascomycota; Sordariomycetes; Sordariales; Podosporaceae
Exons: 4
Coding region: 516-1793 (425 amino acids)
Biological process (GO): RNA processing
Cellular component (GO): nucleus; ribonucleoprotein complex
Molecular function (GO): RNA binding
Source: RefSeq, a predicted model, not a curated record